Paramacrobiotus metropolitanus is the source of this 1008-nucleotide messenger RNA. Its product is annotated as 5-hydroxytryptamine receptor 1D-like. Gene Ontology annotation, biological process: G protein-coupled receptor signaling pathway. Gene Ontology annotation, molecular function: G protein-coupled receptor activity. Bases 1 to 1008 code for a protein of 335 amino acids. Gene Ontology annotation, cellular component: membrane. The transcript has a single exon. NCBI's taxonomy places the organism in Eukaryota, Metazoa, Tardigrada, Eutardigrada, Parachela, Macrobiotidae. The record is from RefSeq and is a predicted model, not a curated record.
AUGAAUCAAAGUCUGAGUAGCGCAACAGACAACACGGCCACCAACACUUCGGCAAAGUUUCGCUACCAAUGGAGUUUCAUACCGGCGCUGGAGGCCAUCAGUUUCCCUUGCGUAGUCCUUCUCAACGGCGGAAUACUGGCGUUGUUUAUCAUCAACAAACGCUUCAACAUCCCCUUCAACAUUUACCUGUCCAGCGUCCUCGUGUCCAAUAUCUUCUUCGCCGUUCUCGAUAAUCCCUUGGACAUCCUGAAUUUUAUCUCGCCGUACUGGUGGCUGGGCGACCCUCUUUGCUCACUAUACUUAUACGCUCUCAACAUCCCCAGCGGCAUUGUUAUGUACUCCCACGUCCUGAUCACCAUCAAUCGUAUCUGGGCGGUGACCUUUCCGCAUGCUUACCGUCGACAUCAUUCGGUGCAGAUUGCGGUGUGCAUGGUGGCGGCGGUGUGGAUGUAUGUGCAUAUUGUGUACCUUCCCGGUGUCGUGAUGGAUGCGGUCUGGUACCGGCUUCCCAUUGAAACCAGCGGCUGUUUACUGAACAUCGAUAAAAUGGCGGCGUGGAAUACGACGGCUCAGUUUAUGACCUUUGCACUGCCCAAUGUGGUGAUCAUCGGAGCGUAUCCGUAUUUGUUAUAUAUGCGGCGAGAGUAUCGCAGGGUGAAAAUUCUCAAUCGUGCAUUGUCGCUUCGCAGUAGCGGACAUCGCGUGACAUCCUCAACCGGCCAACGGGCAAAGCUGACCCGGCCCGGUGAGAGCGGCAAUAAUUCCUUUACCGUGGUAACGGUGCUGACAUUGAGCAUUAUUUUAUGCUGGACGCCGUUAGUGGUAUUCUAUACAGUGUGGUGUUUUGUGGAUUUAUCGUCCUAUACCGUAACACUGGAGUUCUGUCAAGGUGUGUUCGUUUUGCAACCCGCGUUGGAUCCUGUCUUUUUUGCCGGUAUCAUGCCGGGAAUACGAUCUGAUAUUAUGGCUUUCUUGAGAAAAUUCCAACUGCUGUUUUGCACAUGUUAA